Molecule: messenger RNA, 3274 nt
Organism: Alosa sapidissima (American shad)
Lineage: Eukaryota; Metazoa; Chordata; Actinopteri; Clupeiformes; Clupeidae
Gene: ssx2ipa
Product: synovial sarcoma, X breakpoint 2 interacting protein a
Exons: 14
Coding region: 664-2466 (600 amino acids)
Source: RefSeq, a predicted model, not a curated record
CUUGUAGUAUGAGAACGUGACUGAUUCACGAGUUUGAUAAAUGAAUGGCUGGUAUUCCCUUAAAAGAUGUAUUGUGUGAAUAGUAUGAAAUUAGUGCGGUUUGGUUUGCCUGUAGUAAAGUUAAUAUUAGGUUAAAAGUUGGUUUGUCGUGAACUGAGCUUCCUAAACGUUUUUUCCCCUCCCAAAGAACGCUCUGUUGACUGACACCCAGGAGAGAUAAGUGCGUCUGGGCGUGUGGAUAGGGCCAUAUGCACCACGGAUUAUGGGAUAAAGAAGCAAGAAAACCAAGUUAUUUUCUGCUUGACACAGUCGUUUCGGCCUUUGGCUGAACAGCGUUGAACACCGGGAAUUCCACAUGCUUGCAUUUUUUUACAGUCUGAGCUGGAAUCUAGGAGCUAUUGUUGAAUGCAACCUAACCAGUACUGUUGUCACGUCAAGUGAUUGGACCCCAGGUUAUGCAGGUUUAGGGAAUAGUUUCACACCCCAAAGUCUUAAAUAAAUUAUAUAAAUUUGACUUCAAAACGUGACCGAGAUCUGGGGGGGAAAGAAAGGCACCAGUGCCUGCGGGAGCCUCAUGUCCUGACGUGUGUGUCUGCUGGCACGACGGAUGACCAGAGAGCCUACGAGUCCUGGUGCCGGACUGAUAGGGGAGAUUGGUGGACAAUGACAAUGCCAGAGCCAGCAUAUGAAACCAAAGAGAUCUGCAGUGUGACCCGGCUUCUAAUGUCCCCCUCGAGGCAAAACUCAGUCCCCACCCUGCCCUGUGCCCUGUUGCUGCCUAAAAACUACAGUGUGUUAAGUGCCUUCUGCACGGAGCAGAAUGUCAAUCAGUGCACCUCCUAUAUCAAUCAGGAGAUGGGCUCCCUGGGCCUGUGUGGCCUGAGUGUGGAGCUGUGUGCGGGGGGCGAGGGCCUGACGGCGGUGCCGGCCCUCAACCUGAUGUACGAGCUGCUGCAGGUUAACCGGCGCAGCCAGAGGGCCCUGGAAGAGCUGGAGAACCAGCACCUGAGGAGCACCAGCGACCUGGAGCACCUGCAGCACGGCCACACCAGACUCAAGGAUCAGUUGGAGUACAUCAGGAGGGAGAACUCGGGAUUGCAUGAAGGCGAGAGACAGCUGCAGCUCAAAAUCAAGACCUUGCAGAGCUGCCUCAAGUCCGAAAAAGAGGAAGUUCAGAAAUUACAGAGCAUCAUCUCAAGCCGUGCCACUCAAUACAAUCACGAUGCCAAGAGGAAGGAGAGAGAAUGCACCAAGCUAAAGGAGCGACUCAACCAGUUGCUGGUGGACAAGAGAGACAAGAAAUUAGUCAUUGAGGUGUCAAAUACCAUUGGGAGGUCAGAUGGGAAGAGAGGCCUUUGGAAGACUGGAAAGGCAGAAGCCAGACACGAGGGGGAAAUGUACACAGCUCUGCUGACGGAUUAUGAGGCCAGGCAGAGAUCCCUGAUGGUGGAGAACGCUGAGCUGAAGAAGGUGCUUCAGCAGAUGAAGAAGGACAUGGUGUCCAUUUUGAGUCCAAAGAAGCCUGUGGCCAAAGGAGCGGUCCCAGAGGACAGCUUAGAGCAGGUGGGCUCGGAUGCUGAAGCGGAGGAGGAGGAAGAGGAGGAGGUGUGCGAGUCCAGCCGGGAGAGCCUGGAGCAGUCGUGUGAACAGGCCCGCGAGCAGCUCACCAACAGCAUCCGCCUCCAGUGGAGGAGACUCAAGAACCACAUGGAGCGCCUGGACAGCCAAGCGUCCCUGGCGGCAAGUCAGGAGCGGGAGAGGGAUGGUGAGGAGCUCAUCUCCAGACGGGUCCACGAGGAGGAGCUCCAGCGUAUGAGGCUGGAGCUGCAGCAGUGCCGAGACUUUGUCCAGUCCCAGCAGCAACUCCUGCAGCAGCAGCUGAGCUCCCCCUGUGAUGAGGAGACAGCAGCCCUGCUUAACGACUGCUACACUCUGGAGGAGAAGGAGAGGCUCAAGGAGGAGUGGAGGCUGUUUGAGGAGCAGAAGAGGAACUUUGAGAAGGAGAGGAAGAGCUUCACUGACGCUGCCAUUCGCCUGGGUCAUGAGAGGAAAGCAUUUGAGGAUGACAGAGCAACAUGGAUGAAGAAUCAGUUUCUAAACAUGACUCCCUUUGUAGACCGAAAGAGGCCUGCCAAGUCUGCAUCAACCAGUGCCUCAUCACUUGGUGCCGAACCUGAGGCCAAGGUCAUCUCAACGCCCGCGCCCCUCACCAAAUCGCUCUCCUACUCUGCCUUCAACACGCCCAAAGCUCCCAUUGCCAGCAGAAUGCCCUCCACUGCUGACCUGUACCGCACAUUGCGCCUCCUCCCAGACAACAGCUGCACAAGCGGCUCAGGGAAGCGUGGCGGCCAGGUGGACUCCAGCAGUGUGCACAGCAGUGGGGAUCACUCCACAGCCAAGUCCCGGCAGCGCCCACCCGACUCCAGCCUCCGCAGCCACACUAAAGAUCUCCACAGCCCCACCUAGUGGCAGUCAGCCCUCAUAGCGCACACCAGAAACACCAAGCUGAAUUAGCCUGGUGACUGAAGAUGUAUGAAUGGGAUCCCACUGUCAGGGAAGUGAUAUUUGUUGUAGUGGAGAGGAGCUCAUUGACAAUCCAUAUUUUAGAAGCAUCACUGUACCUCAGUUAAACUGUUGCUGUAGUAGCCAAUGAUGGACCAUGUGUUAGAAAAGACACUCCAUGAUCCACUUUUCUCUUGCUGAGUCAUGACCACAUAUGAUGGCACCAUAACUCCUGCUGAGUCAUGACCACAAAUGAUGGCACCAUAACUCCAUUCUAUUGUAACACUUCGCAAUCCUGAUAGCACUUUAAAGAUGAUGCCAAUGUUUUCUCAACAUCUGAUUUUAUACAUAUAUAUAUAUUUUUUUUUUUUUGUCAUAGAAAAUGGUAGCCUCACAAGCUAGAUGCAAGUUUCUCAUAGCCUUACUGUAGAGUUGCGGAUAUUUUGUUAAUUGAUAGAGAUUUGAGAUUUAUUGUAGAUUUUAUGGACAUUGAAAUGUUAUAUUUACAAGCAGAGUAUCGGAACAAAAUUCUACUACGUGCAUAACGAGGAAUGUAGUCUGAAAGAGUCGUGUUUUUUUUGUGAUGAGCUGAUUUUUAUCAUCAGAGUUUAUGUUGUCAUUUUAAUGUUUUUGAAUUUUUACUGCACUUGAUGUGUACGAACAGAUCAUGAAUGUGUUUGUGGUAGAUCCACUCCUUGGGUUUGUAGGAGCCAAGUUUACGAAUAGGCUGCUAAGAUUCUGCAAUGCAAUAAAGGUUGGGUACUGUAAAGAA